AUGGAACCAGAGUACCAAAAAAGGAAAACUACCACUCUCAAAGCCUCUUCCAUAUACAACUUUUCUAUUUCCGCAAACUCCUUCGAGGAAUCUAUCUCUUCGGGGCAACCAUCUGGCUCCUCAUCCUUCACAUGGGAAUGUGCUCGGAGGAAAGAGGUUUACAUACCCUUCGUCAGGAGAAUGGGCAGAGGAUGGCGCAAGGUGAAACUCGUCGUCUUCCUCGUGCUUAUUGAUGUCAGUCUUGUUUGGCGUAUUCUGUCCAAUACUCUUCCUACGAUAAAAGUACCCAGUUAUUCCCUUUUUUGGCCCAGAGGCCGCGGCUCGUGCAAGGGCUUAAUUACCGCUGGCUUUCUUUAUUGUCAGGCCUUCAUCAUUUUCCAUCCAGAACUGACAUUAACCCUCUUAUCAGUUUCAUUGUUCGUUCGUCGUAAAGUUUCUCCCAAAUUCCGGCGAGUAACAUAUUGA
Molecule: messenger RNA, 465 nt
Organism: Lindgomyces ingoldianus
Lineage: Eukaryota; Fungi; Ascomycota; Dothideomycetes; Pleosporales; Lindgomycetaceae
Exons: 5
Coding region: 1-465 (154 amino acids)
Source: RefSeq, a predicted model, not a curated record